AUGGGCGCCUUCAUCGCUAAGCUGCUGCUCCCCACCGUCAGCAGUCUGGUGUUCCUGCCCUCGGCCAGCAUCGCCGCCAAGCGGGGCUUCCACAUGGAGGCCAUGGUCUACUUCUUCACCAUGUUCUUCACCGCGAUCUACCACGCCUGUGACGGUCCAGGUCUGUCCAUCCUGUGCUUCAUGAGGUACGACAUCCUGGAAUAUUUCAGCGUCUACGGCACGGCGCUGUCCAUGUGGGUCACUCUGAUCGCUCUGGGCGACUUUGACGAGCCUCAGCGUUCCUCCAUCACCAUGUUCGGGGUUCUGACCAUCGCUGUGAGGAUCUACCAGGACCGCUGGGGCUACGGGGUCUACUCCGGACCCAUCGGAUCGGCCGUCUUCAUCAUCACCGUCAAAUGGCUGCAGAAGAUGAAGCAGCUGAGGUCGGUUUAUCCGGAGAAGUCGGUUUACACGCAGCAGGUCGGUCCAGGAUGCUGCUUCGGAGCUCUGGCUCUGAUGCUGCGCUUCUACUUUGAGGAGUGGGACUACUCGUACGUCCACAGCUUCUACCACCUGUCUCUGGCCGUGUCCUUCGUUCUGCUGCUGCCCAAGAAGAACCGAUACUCAGGAGACGGAAGAAACGCCGCCAAGCUCAGCUGCUUCACGCUCUGCUGCUGCUCCAUGUCUCCUGGUUCCUCCAAAGACGACAGCGACCAGAAGAAGAAGAAGAAGAAGAAGAAGCAGGGGUCGGUGUGGACGGUUCCCACUGAGAGGCCGUGGAGUCGGAGCUGCACCCCGACGCUGCCGCUGUACAGCCAGCCUCCAUCCACCCCCAUCAAAGGAACCAUUAGCCGGCUGAAGGAGAUGAACGGCUGGAAGUGA
Molecule: messenger RNA, 861 nt
Organism: Acanthochromis polyacanthus (spiny chromis)
Lineage: Eukaryota; Metazoa; Chordata; Actinopteri; Pomacentridae
Gene: mymk
Product: myomaker, myoblast fusion factor
Exons: 6
Coding region: 1-861 (286 amino acids)
Cellular component (GO): plasma membrane
Source: RefSeq, a predicted model, not a curated record